AUGUACUCUUCCUUUUGGUACUUCAGCUCCCUCGAACGUCUUCACUUCGCCAGCCUCGCACCGGCUCCCACUCCCCUCUCCAAACAUCUCGACGUCUACUGUCAUCGUCCAGAGACCAGCCCCAACCCCAACUCCAACCCCAAGACAUUGAAGCAGCGUCGCAGAGAACGCCAGGCCAAGAUUGCCUCUGACCAGCUCUCCGACUGCGUCAAGAGACGACCCUCCCGUCGCGCCGGCGCCCGCUCCUCGAGCUCUUCCGUAUACGUGCGCUUGCCGGACAAGAUCAAGAAGAGACACUUGACCACUGAAGAGCAAAUCAUUGCUUCCCGGAACAGGAGACACGACAUCAUCCUUGACCCGGCCGAUGAGGCCAUCUACAAAGUCCGAAGAAGAGCGUCCAGCCUGAUAGUCCACGACGACCUGUGGAGUCCGACCCUGUCGGUAAGACCGCAGACGAUGGAGACCCGGCCGAGCCAAGAGACGUGCCAGCGGGUGUCCAAGCCCGAGGGGCCGAAGUCGCCUCAGCAAAAGCGGGAUUCCUUCUACGACAGCUUCCGGUGGCUGGAGGAGGACGACGAGCUGGACCUACGCCUGCAGCUCGACGACUACCACGCGAACCUGAGUGACGACAUGCUCGCCAACUCGAGACAGCGCAGGCCGUCGUUCCGCAGGCACCUGUCCAUCAGCAAGAUACCCUUCGGCCGCGCCUCGCUCUCCAUCAAUCGCCCCGGCACCACCCCUGCUGUCGCCAGCAACCCUGCGUCCCCGUGCUUCGAGAGCUCUCCGGCCAGUCCUCAGACUACUACUUCCCCCGGACAUGGCCGCCGGAGAUCCCGCGCCCUGUCGCUGAUUUCGCCCAAGCACAGCCCUCAGGACACCCUCGCCGCUUUCGACCCGGAAGCGGCUCACUACCAAGACCCCGAGGCCCGUCUGAAGCUGCGCGUCUAUCUCGCGUCCCCUCAAAAGUUUGACGAAGCCAUUGAGUUCGGCUUCCCUUCCAAAGAAGCCAUGGUCUCGAAGCCGCCGGUCAAGGACGUUAAGCAGCCCAAGACCAAACCGUCCAAGUCCGCAGUGGCAGACGAGACGGAGAACAUGCGCACCUUCCUCGCCGACGACAGGUCCUCCAUCUUCAGCGAUGACGGGUCGCUCGACUCGGACUCUCCCAAGACGCCCCAUACCAUGGAGAUGGCGGGGCUUCGGCCGCCACCCAUCAAGAACGAUCAGCCGCACUCGCCCAAGCCGUCAACCGAGUACUCACGAAUGCCGGCCGAGGCGCGGGAGAUGACUCUGCGGAUGACCCUCACUCGCCCUGAUCUCCGAGCACACGAAGACCAGAUGUACGGCUGGCAGAAGAACUGCCCGCCGGGCAGGAAAUCGACCAACCCCCUGCGCGACGAGUUCCCCACGUCGACAUACGUCCGAGACGCAUCGUCCAAGGAGAGCAUCGAGCGUCAGUUCGCGGCCAUGGACCAAGAGAGCGCCCAGGCCAGCGACCGGGGCGUCAUGAAGCGUUUUUGGAACAAGGUCCGCCGUGCACCCGCGUAA
This is a messenger RNA of Colletotrichum higginsianum IMI 349063, 1545 nucleotides long. RefSeq names its product Mucin. Bases 1 to 1545 code for a protein of 514 amino acids. The record is from RefSeq and is a predicted model, not a curated record. The transcript has 2 exons. NCBI's taxonomy places the organism in Eukaryota, Fungi, Ascomycota, Sordariomycetes, Glomerellales, Glomerellaceae.